CAACGAUAUCUGCUGCUGUUUAUAUAUCAGAAACAAGAUCUGUGUUGUACAUUUAUGAAAAAUGCACCAAGAGCUGAAUUUGAAAAAAAAAUAAAACUACAAAUCAGUUGUUUAUAUAUCAAGGAUAUUGGCAUACGGUAAAAUGUACUAAUAAUAGAAAUAGCAUAAUGAUAUUAAUCGUUUCUAUUACUUAAAACGCUAGUGAGCGUGUAUACACGCAAAAACCGAACGUCGGAAUGUUGGAUUAACGAUUAUUGAGUGUUUAAUCGUCUCAUUAGAGUGAUAUUACAAUGGAUGAAAUUCGAGAGGAUGAUUUGUCUAGUCCUUCGUCUCUGACAAGAAGUGAAAUGUAUAGACAAAACAGAGGGCACAUCAUCAAAGUGCCAAAGAGUGAUCGCAUUUCCACAUCCAAAUUGUAUUUCAUUCCGCCGUUCAUCUUUUCAAUAGGAACGUGCGUCGUCAUGGCAACAGCGCUUGCAUCAACAAACUGGGAAACAGUGAAAUUUGACCAUGGAGAUUUAGUAGCCGCUGUAAACAUUACAGAAAAUGUAGAUAUAUUUAGACCUCAAGGUGGAUCAAAUGAAGAUGAUAUAUAUUUUACAAUCACCAUAACAACAGCAGUAUCACCUAAUACGACAAACGUGACCAUGGUUACAACAUAUGUUCCUGUAGUUACUAAUGCGGGGUUGUGGCAAAGGUGCGAUUCUAUACCAGAUGACGUGCGGCAAGUGUUACGAGAGGAAGGUUCCACAAUCGAGGAAACUUCCUGUACAUGGUUCCCCGUCUUUGCAAGCAAUGGAGAAUCAUCGGAACUCUCAUCCGCAAUCCACUUCUCAAUGGGAUUCACGAGGUCCGCCCAGUCGUGCAGUCUCGUGGCAGCCAUUGUACUAUUUGUAUCAAUAGCCCUUGGCGCGGUGGUAUGUGCCAACCCGACAAUAAUACUAAUGCUCUUAUCUGGGAUCUGCUCACUGGCAUCUUCACUAUAUCAGCUAUUUUUGAUAAUAUUGAUGCUACUUAGAAUGACUUACAGUCACACUGCAAAAGACCUCGAUAAGAUCAUAGCAGAGGCAGAACAGGUGGAAUAUGGUUGGAGUUACUUAGCGGCUUGGACGGCUUUUGGGGCAGGCAUUGUAACGGGAAUCAUGUGGAUCACGGUGGCAAGGAUAACGACAUCGAAUAUGAAAUAAUAGAUAUGUAGAUGCAUACUGGUAUGAUCGCUUGGUAGAACAAAGUACUCGUUGCAAAUAGUCCGUUCAUGCUGUAGGUUUAUCAUAGCGAUUACACUCUUCCAUAACAUAGGACGUCUCCAUGAAUUCGAAUUAAAAAUAGAAAUGUUAUACUUUGUGCGUCCAUGCACUUCUACAGUACUAAUACUAUUCCAAACGGAUAUUCAUCAUUUAGCAUCAAUAUGAUAUAUUAUAAUAAACUAAGAUUCGAAGGUGCGACGUUUUAUCAACCAGAUUCACUGGCAAUGUCAUUGAUCAGAACCAUCUCCUUA
Molecule: messenger RNA, 1498 nt
Organism: Owenia fusiformis
Lineage: Eukaryota; Metazoa; Annelida; Polychaeta; Sabellida; Oweniidae
Source: the annotation of a GenBank genome assembly